AUGAACACCAACAAACCCUUGGCCACCAACAACACCACGACCCCGGAAGGCAUCCCCGGCCUCCUCCUAGGCCAUUCAACCCCCCACCCCUUCUCCCUCAUCACCCCCCUCUCCACCCGCUCCUCCGUCCAGUCCCUUCUCCGCACCCUCCUCGACCCCCUCCUCCCCUUCUUCUCGCCCCUCAAAUCGCGCAUCCGCAUCCCCGGCGCCACCGCUGUUCGAUUCGACCAAACCGCUUCCGAAAUCGAGGGGCUUGCCCGUCCACUCUGGGGACUGGCUUGUUUGCUGGCGGGAGGCGGGGAAUAUGAACACAAAGAUUGGUGGAUCGAGGGGAUUAGGAACGGGGUUGACGAAACUUCGAAAGAGUUUUGGGGGUGGCCGAGGGACAAUGAUCAGCGGAUGGUGGAGAUGUGUCCGUUGGGGUUUGCGCUGGCGGUGGUGCCUGGGUUGUGGGAGGGACUUGGGGAGACGGGGCAAAGGGGGGUUGAGAGAUGGCUUGGGGAAAGUGUGAAUGAGAAGAACAUGCCCAACACUAAUUGGCUGUGGUUCCGAGUCUUUGCCAACCUUGGAUUGAAGAAGAAUGGUGGAAAGUUCUCUCAGGAGAGAUUGGAUGCUGAUAUCGAGCAUCUCAAUACGUUUUACCGCGGUGAUGGGUGGUCUAAUGAUGGCCCGGAGGGUAUUCAUCAAAUGGAUUACUACUCUUCGAGCUUUGCUAUCCACUUCCUUCAGCUACUUUAUGCAAAACUAGCUGGCGAAGAUGAGCCCGAACGGGCUGCCGAGUUUAAGAGGAGGGCACAGGUUGCCGCAUUGGACCUGGUACACUACUAUGACAAAGAAGGCCGCGCCAUCCCCUUUGGCCGCAGUGUCGGCUACCGCUUCGCCAUGGUCUCCUUCUGGGGCGCCCUCGCCUACGCCGACGUCGAGCUUCCCGCCCCUCUCACCUGGGGCAUGGUCAAAGGUAUCGUCCUCCGCCAUCUCCGAUGGUGGCAAACACAAGACAACAUGUUCAGCCCCGCCGGCACGCUCACCAUCGGCUACUCCUACCACAACAUGUACAUGGCCGAGAACUAUAACAGCCCCGGCUCCCCUUACUGGGCCUGUCUAGCCUUCAUCUGUCUCGCCGUGCCCGAAACGCACCCCUUCUGGACCUCCUCCGAAGAAGACCCGUGGCCGGUCAUCCCCGCCGUCAAGCCGCUCCCGCAACCGGGUCACAUCAUGAGCAACCUCGGCGGCCAUUGCAUGCUUCUCUCCUCUGGCCAAGCCUGCUCCUACCCGAUGAAGGGCACCCACGCCAAGUACGGCGCCUUCGCUUACUCCUCCGCCUUUGGCUAUUCGGUUCCCCCGGGCUGCUUCACGCUGGAGCAAUACGCCCUGGCCUCACAACUGGGAUUCUCUGACGACGGAGGCGAGUACUGGAAGACUCGCCGACUGUCCACCUCCCGUCUUGUCUUUAAAGAAAACAACCCCGUACUCAUUUCCGACUGGACACCUUACCCAGACGUCUUCGUAACCACCUACCUCCUCCCGCCCACGCCUGCCGCCCCCAACUGGCACCUGCGCGUGCACCACAUCCACGCGCAAGGGCGCGAGGUGAUGACGGCCGACGGGUCGUUCGCGAUCCUCAACGAGCGCACGCCGGACGGUCGGUACCUAGACUUGUACGACGCAGAGAAAUGCGAGGGCACUUUCCCCAAGCUCAUCGGGAACUACGACCUGAACACUCCCGAAGCCUGGGCUCCCGCCAAGAAGGGAGCGUUUGCGGUGUCGAGGGCGGGAGCGGUGGGGAUCAAAGCGCUAGAAAUUGAGAAAGAGACAAGAGGGGGCAGAGAGGCGAUGCUAGUGAAUGCGGAUCCGAACUCGAACUUGGUGGAGAGUAGGACAACGAUCCCGACGCUGCAGCAUAGGAUUAAGAAGGGGGAGAAGUGGUGGUAUGUAACAGGGAUAUAUGCGAAGCCCGCGGGCGAGGAUGUGGGGAAGGAGAGGUAUUUGGAGGGAUGGGAGGAGGGGCCUGAAGUGCCGAGAUGGUUGAGGGACAUUAUUGAAAAGGAUAGGCAGUGAGGUAGGGCCCAGUUGAUAACGUGGUGAGAAAGAAAGAAACCGGGGAAGUGGCUGCUACAG
Messenger RNA from Neurospora tetrasperma FGSC 2508, 2118 nucleotides. RefSeq lists its product as uncharacterized. The transcript is spliced from 4 exons. The coding region runs from base 1 to 2058 and encodes 685 amino acids. The record is from RefSeq and is a predicted model, not a curated record. NCBI's taxonomy places the organism in Eukaryota, Fungi, Ascomycota, Sordariomycetes, Sordariales, Sordariaceae.